AUGGCUAGGCCCUGUGCUUUCGUGGUGGCCCUGGUGGUGAUGAGCUACUGGUCAACCUGCUCUCUAGGAUGUGACCUGCCUCAGGCACAUAACCUCAGAAACAAGAGAGCCUUGACACUCCUGGCACAGAUGAGGAGACUCUCCCCUCUCUCCUGCCUGAAGGACAGAAAGGACUUUGGAUUCCCUCUGGAGAAGGUGGAUGCCCAGCAGGUCCAGAAGACUCACGCCAUCCCUGUCCUGCAUGAGCUGACCCAGCAGCUCCUGACCCUCUUCAGCUCAGUGGCCUCAUCUGCUGCUUGGGAGGCAAGCCUCCUAGACACGCUCUGCACUGGCCUCCACCAGCAGCUCAGGGACCUGCAAGCCUGUCUGAUGCAGCAGAUGGAGGUGCAGGAACCUCCCCUGAGGCAGGAAGGCUCCCUGGGGGCUGUGAGGAAAUACUUCCAGAGGAUCACUGUCUACCUGAGAGAGAAGAAACACAGCCCCUGUGCCUGGGAGGUGGUGAGAGCAGAAGUCAGGAGAGCCCUGUCUUCCUCAGCCAACUGGAUGGCAAGACUGAGAGAGGAGGAGCGAGUCAUGAGCCAACGUGAAUAG
Messenger RNA from Acomys russatus (golden spiny mouse), 591 nucleotides. Its product is annotated as interferon alpha-13-like. Gene Ontology annotation, cellular component: extracellular region. The transcript has a single exon. Lineage: Eukaryota; Metazoa; Chordata; Mammalia; Rodentia; Muridae. The coding region runs from base 1 to 591 and encodes 196 amino acids. Gene Ontology annotation, molecular function: type I interferon receptor binding; cytokine activity. Gene Ontology annotation, biological process: response to exogenous dsRNA; humoral immune response; adaptive immune response. The record is from RefSeq and is a predicted model, not a curated record.